Messenger RNA from Cyclocybe aegerita, 810 nucleotides. NCBI's taxonomy places the organism in Eukaryota, Fungi, Basidiomycota, Agaricomycetes, Agaricales, Hemipholiotaceae. The record is from the annotation of a GenBank genome assembly.
AUGUUCAUCGCGGUCGCGGGCGAGGAGCAGGGUUUGCUGGGGGCGAACUUCACCGCGACUACUUUGAGGCGGAAUGGGGUGGAUGUGCAGGGCAUGCUGGAUAACGACAUUGUGGGUAGCUCGGUCGGAGACGAUGGUACGCGCGCCCCAUUCGAUAUUCGGAUGUUCGUGUCGGGGCUUCCGCUUUCGAAUACGGCGGCUCAGAACACGGCGUUGGCGGCGAUAGGAGGCGAGAAUGAUUCGCCAGCUCGACAGCUUGGGCGUUUCAUUGCAGAAGUGGGGCAGAACUACCUCACGCAGAUGAACGUACGCACCAUCUACCGCCCAGAUCGAUUCCUUCGGGGAGGCGACCAGAGGCCAUUCCUCGAGCAAGGCUUCCCAGCAGUCCGAUUCACCGAGCCGCACGAGAACUUUGCCCACCAGCACCAAGAUAUCCGCGUCGUCAACGGAACCCAAUACGGCGACCUCAUCGAGUUCGUUGACUUCGAGUACAUCGCCCGCGUAGCCAAAGUCAACGGGGCCGCCCUCUGGGCUUUAGCCCAAGCACCGGGCACGCCGAAGAACGUCGUCGUCGACACCUCCCAGCUGACGAACAAUUCAACGCUGAGAUGGACUGCGGACCCUCUUGCUGAUGGGGGUUACGAGGUCGUGUGGCGCCAGACCGACGAGCCGCUCUGGUCAAGGGUCAUACGUGUUGGACAGACAAAUAGUGUGAACCUCAAGUUGUCGAAGGAUAAUGUUCAGAUGGGUGUUCGUGCAGUUGGUAAAAACGGGUUCAGGAGCCCAGCAGCGUUCCCUUCGCCUGGCUAG